AUGUCGAAGCUGACCUUUGCAGACCUUUUGAUCCAGCAGAAAGAUGGCAGCUCUUUUGAUCCAGCGCAGCAGCUCCUGUCCUCUUUGCCAUCAAGGCCACUUCAUCGUCUCAGGGCUCAGGUCAUUCAGGUCUUGGAACGACACUAUGGCAACCUUCCGUGCAUCCUGGAUGCCUUUGAGAGCUACGGAGCGAAUGGUGUCACUUUCAAAAUCUUCCAGCGAGAAGUCAUGAGAGUGGGAGAUCUGGGCCCUGCCGACAUCGACCGCUUGUGGUAUAGCUUGAGCCCGGAUGGAAGGUGGGUGUCGAUCGACAAACUUGGAGAAUUCUUGUACAAAGACAACGAAGCUUGGUUGGCCAAUGCGUCAUGA
This is a messenger RNA of Cladocopium goreaui, 369 nucleotides long. The record is from the annotation of a GenBank genome assembly. Lineage: Eukaryota; Dinophyceae; Suessiales; Symbiodiniaceae.